UUAAACCAUCACUUUUUAAUCAAUUAUUGGUAAUGUCUGCCCGACAGUGUGUUGCAAUCGUUACUGGCGCCAAUAAAGGAAUUGGCCUUGCCAUCGUCCGAGCACUCUGUAAGAGAUUGAACGGGUACAUUUAUCUAACAUCAAGAAAUGAGGCACGUGGACAAAACGCUAUCAAGGAUUUAGAGACAGAAGGAUUGCAUCCACAAUUUCACUUGCUGGACGUUACCAGUCUUGAAAGCAUCAGAUGCCUUCAGGAUUACGUGAUCUCAAAACAUGGUGGCGUUGACAUUUUUGUUCACAAUGCUGGGAUCGCAUAUACUGGAAAUGAUGAGGCAGCAUUUUCUGAGCAAGCGAGUGUGACAGUUUCAACUAAUUUUACCAGCUUAGUUAAUUUAUGUGAUACUUUUUUGCCAACCAUGGAAGACGAAGGACGAUUUAUCACUUUAUCAUCAAUGGUGGCAAAGAUGGCCCUUAAUAAGUGCAGUCUUGAAGUUCAGACAUUUUUCAAGUCACCCGAUUUGUCCGAGGUUUUACUUUUGCAGAAGAUGGACGAGUUUGUACAAGCUGCGCAAUACGGUAAUCAUGAAGCAAUAGGUUUUCCUAGUAUGGCUUAUGGAAUGUCAAAGUUAGGAGUUACUGCAUACACUCGUAUAAUGGGUCGAAAAAUGCGGGAAAACAAUCGCUCCAACACAUUGAUUAAUUGUGCUUGCCCUGGUUACGUAAAAACUGAAAUGACAAAUCACAGGGGAACCAGAACACCUGAUCAAGGAGCAAAAAUACCUAUUUAUUUAUCAACGCUACCAAAGGGAUUGAAAGAACCGUCUGGGGAGUUUUUCUGCAAAGACAGACUCGACAAAUGGUAUUCAUGAAUGGUUAUCUUUCCAUAUUCAUAUCUUCCUUCUUCACAAAGUUUGUUGCUUUUUCAUUCUUUAUCACAGUAAUUAAUACAUUAAGUAAAAUUCUGUGAUUCCGUAA
Messenger RNA from Styela clava, 975 nucleotides. Lineage: Eukaryota; Metazoa; Chordata; Ascidiacea; Stolidobranchia; Styelidae. The record is from RefSeq and is a predicted model, not a curated record.